GGACGAUUUGAGCAUAUGAAGCAUUGAUUGCGAGUUGAGGCUGGUGCUUAAAAAGCAACCUGCUCAGCGACUUUACUGCGCUUCACGGACCUACACUAGCAACGUGCACACUCACUGUAGAGAUAUGUAGAACAAUUUGCACUCUUAUUUAAAGUUGUUCCCCCAUUUUGGCUCUCGAUGGGCUUGGUGAUAUGUCCCUGCAUUCUGCUCUAAUUGAAACCACUGCACCUGGGAUUAUGUCAUCUGUGGUGUGUCGUAAAGCGACUAGAAUGACCAUGUUUCUUGAAGAAUAAUGAAGGCGAUCGGUCAAAGCAGUUCAUAGCAGCCAAACGUGAUGGACAAUCGACGGAAGAAAAAGCUGACAUUCUUCACCAUUGGGCUCAUAUUUCUUCUGAGCGGUGUGGAAUAUGCUGUAAUAUUGCCCACAAUAUGGAUGUACUUGCAGACUUUGGAUGCGGCGCCUUACUUUCUGGGCUUGGCCCUGUCUGCAUUCAGCUUGACCGGUCUCCUGUCGGGGCCGCUGUUUGGCCACUGGUCCGACAGAACACGGAUCACCAAGAAAAUAAUUUUGUUUGCCAAUUUUUUUGAGUUAAUUGGUAAUUUCAUGUACUUUAUGGGCUACUCCAAAUGGCUGUUACUGUCAAGCAGACUGGUGGCAGGUAUCGGCACAGGCGCUGGCUCAUCUAUCUUUGGCUUCCUGACCAGAAGCACUGCCCCCGAAGACCGAGCGACUGCGUUCGCUUCUGUCAUGGCAUGUCGACAAGCUGGCCUUCUGAUUGGUCCAGCAUUUAACAUCUUCCUGAGGCUGUGUGAUUUUCACCUGGGUCCUUUCGUGGUCAAUAAAUAUACGGCGCCAGGGUUGUUCAUGUGCCUGCUGUGGAUUCUCAUUCAACUGGCGGUGAUCUUCAUGUACUGGGACCUACCACCUCUAGAGAAGGGGAAUGCCAAGCACAGUCCAAAUGGCCAGAGCGUGGAGGAGGAGGGUGAGCGAAGGCUGGCGGAAGUGGACAAUGAUGAGGAAAGGCCGCUGAUGGGUUCCCAGGAGGUGGAGGGCUCUUACGGCUCAGUCGUGGUAUCCAAACCACCCAGAUUGGAUGCCUCUGCUGCCUCAAAUACCACAUUACCAGAGUCCCAUGAGUCUUCCAGUCCCUUUAAGAAUUUUAGCAUAUCCCGAGAGUUCCUGAGAGAAGAAGUGGUCGUUCUGCUGGCUGCUCAGUUCAUCACCCUCUUCAAUCAGACAGCGCUAGAGACCAUGGUGACCCCGAUGACCCAGAAGUACUUUGGCUACGGGGAGCUGGAGAACAGCGUGAUGUACUGUCUCUGCGGUGUGGAGGUGAUCGCUGGGUUUCUAUUUGUGCGCUGGCUGAGCCAGCGUGUUGCUGAGCGAGUGGUCCUGGCCAUCGGUCUGACCAUCUGCAACGUCUCUGGGGUCUGGUGCCUCAUCUUCCUGGCUAACCCACUAGGUGGUUUCCCAUGGCAGCUGACUGAGUUCGUCAUCGGGGUGUUUCUGCAGGUUUUGGGUUUGCCAUUUGUCGCUGUCGCUCAGGUUUCCCUCUUCUCCAAAGUUACUGCUGAGAAAACACAAGGUUUCAGUCAGGGAGUGCGUCGCUCAGUGGGCGGUCUAGCCACCAUUUUGGGCCCUCUGUGGGCCGGUGGCCUUACAGAGAACAUGUACAUCAUGAUGGGGGUGAUGAUGGCACUGCUGGCGCUUCUAACGGUGAUGCUGGCUUUCUCAUACGAGCGGCUGGUUGCACCUGCUGCAGUGGAGCAAGUGGACGAGUCGGUCAACUGUGGCUAAUCCAGCAGAUGGUCUAUGCAAUGAAAGUGGAUGUAAAAGUGGGAGAUUUCCUGCCCUGCGUCUUACUCUCCCUCCUUACUUUCAGUUUCUGCAUUGGGACCAGCAUGCAGGGUGAUAACACACACACACUGACAGCACACAAAUCACCACCUUCUGAGGGCUUACCUAAAACUUGGACUUGUCAGCUUUGUGUGCAGAGGAUGAUCAAAGCACUGUUCUGGUGUACAGAAUAUGUUCAUUUCCCAUGGAAAUAUGGAAUCCUGCUGACACCGCUAGUGCAAGCUUUGGAUGAAAGCUGUUUCCGGUAUUGUGUGGUCUGCACCGAGUACCGACUACACUUUGGUGCAUCACACAUUCUGCGAUUAAUGAACAUACCAAACAGUUGUGGAUUUAGCUGACCUACUGUAUGUCCUUGAUCUGUAGGAGAAUAAAUGAGCUGUUCAGCCUUGUUUUCUUGACACCACAUCUUCUGUAAAAACAGGCAUUUUGAAUAUAGACUAGGCGUUAUUGUCCUCUAAAGUAAAAUGCUCAACGUUCAAACUAACACUUUGGUUUUCCUUUGUCAGAAGGAUUUUGACUUAGACAAAAAAUCAUGUCAAUCCACUCUUUGAUAUCUUUGGUCUACGUCUGAUAUAAUGAAUGUUUUCCCCUCGUACACAGUGACAUUUGCAAAAACUUGUAUUAUUGUAUUAUUCUUGCAAGUUGUAUUUAUUCAUUUAAAUAUUGAAUUAUGUGCUUUGUUAAUUACUUCAUUGAAGCAACGUGUUCACAGGGGGGUUAAUGUCUAAAAGAACUGCUAACACUAACCCAAAGGAAUUGAAUUAUCAGCCGUGGUGAUGAAUAUGCUAUGUCAAAGGCAUUUGAAACUUUACAGUAAUACAAUUCUCAGGGAAAUACUAAAUACUAUGAAUGUCUGUCAGACUCAAAUUGAAGAAGGUUAUUAAAAUGUCUCAUCUUCCUGGCACAAAGGCUGUUGAGGCAUAAAUAAGGGAUUCCUGCUUUAAAAAAGUACAUAUUUCUACUUGUUUGAUGCUAAUGUAGUACAUACAUUCAACACUAGUGGGCACUCUUAGUCUUCCUACCGAAAUACAUCCCCUCAGCACUGCUGAGCCAAAUGCUGGUAGUGUGAUAUAAGUCGGUCAGAUAACUCCACUAGGGGUACCAUAACAAAUACACAUUAAGGGGAAAAACGCUUUAUUAGGAGAUCUGUUGUUGUUUUAGGUGGCAGGACAGAAUGCACACCACUCAGUCAAAGCACAGUUUUAUUUUUUUCCCAAAAGGCUUUGCAUUAUGCAUUGUAGGUGCAAUAUGUGUUUUACCUCUUGAUAAUUUGUUCAGGUUUUAUAUUCACAACACCCAAAAUACAUUAUGAAAUGUAAAACUAUUUAUUUCUUAUUUAUUAUGCAUUUAUUUAUUAGAUUAUUUGUGGGCUCCUAACAUGUAGGCAACACAUGAACUUUAUUGUAUUACUUAUCAAUACAGAACAGAUGAACUUUCACC
Molecule: messenger RNA, 3298 nt
Organism: Etheostoma cragini (Arkansas darter)
Lineage: Eukaryota; Metazoa; Chordata; Actinopteri; Perciformes; Percidae
Gene: mfsd8l1
Product: major facilitator superfamily domain containing 8-like 1
Exons: 12
Coding region: 335-1798 (487 amino acids)
Biological process (GO): transmembrane transport
Molecular function (GO): transmembrane transporter activity
Source: RefSeq, a predicted model, not a curated record